Molecule: messenger RNA, 615 nt
Organism: Penicillium maclennaniae
Lineage: Eukaryota; Fungi; Ascomycota; Eurotiomycetes; Eurotiales; Aspergillaceae
Gene: pup3
Product: proteasome core particle subunit beta 3
Exons: 4
Coding region: 1-615 (204 amino acids)
Biological process (GO): proteasome-mediated ubiquitin-dependent protein catabolic process
Cellular component (GO): proteasome core complex, beta-subunit complex; proteasome core complex
Source: RefSeq, a predicted model, not a curated record
AUGAACCACUGGAACUCAAAGCUAACCACCUCCUGCCAUCAUCAGGGCUCUCCCUUCGACAUCAAUGGCGGUGCCUGCGUCGCCAUGGUGGGCAAGGACUGUGUCGCCAUCGCCUGCGACCUCCGUUUGGGCAUGCAAGCCUUGACCGUCUCCAACAACUUCCCUAAGAUCUUCAACUACGCCCCGUCUACCUACCUCGGCCUGACUGGUCUCGCCACCGAUGUCAAUACCGUCUCUGACCUAUUCCGCUACAAGGUCAACAUGUACCGCCUGCGAGAGGAGCGCAAUAUCUCCCCCAAACCUUGGCCAACCUGCCCCGUCAUCGGCGGUAUCAACCAAACGACCGGCAAACCGUUCAUUUGCGGUUUCGACAGCAUCGGCUGUAUCGAUUUCGCCAAGGACUUCAUCGUGAGCGGUACGGCCAGUGAACAGCUGUUCGGUACCUGUGAGGGUCUGUGGGAGCCUGAUCUGUCUCCCGAGGACCUCUUCGAGACCAUCUCCCAAGCCCUAUUGGCCGCCGUCGACCGAGACGCCCUUUCCGGUUGGGGUGCUCAGGUUUAUAUUAUAGAGAAGGAUAAGGUGACCCAGCGGUUACUGAAGGGACGACAGGAUUAA